UCUGACAGCAGUAGGAAGGUCAUCAUCGUCCUGCCGCAAGCAGCUCUUGUCUUCCUCCUUUCCGCUGCCGGAUUCGUGUCCCGUUUCACUUCCAUUGGCCUGUGUUCCACAUCGAAGGUUUCCACUUGAAGGAGGAUCACUUUGGAUUGGCGUUGCAAUAUAAUGAUGCAUUUUGCCUGCGUGUAGCGCUAUCGCUCGACGAGGAGUCAUCAUUUCACUCACCCUCACCGUCCCAAAGUAUGAGGCUCUGAUCAGCCACUUAAACCGAGGUUUUCCUGAGCUACAUAGAAGAUGUCGACCAUGGUGUAUCCACGGGAAGAGAAGCUCGAGAAGCUGACUCAGGAAGAGAUCAUCUCCAACACCAAGCUAGUGAUCCAAGGUCUGGAGGCCCUGAAGAACGAGCACAACUCUAUCCUGCACAGCCUCCUUGAGACCAUCAAGUGCCUAAAGAAGGAUGAGGAGGCCAACCUGGUGCACGAGAAGUCCAACCUGCUCCGCAAGUCAGUAGAAAUGAUCGAACUGGGCCUGGGAGAAGCACAGGUGAUGAUGGCGCUGUCCAACCACCUGAACGCGGUGGAGUCGGAGAAGCAGAAGCUGCGUGCGCAGGUGAGGAGGCUCUGCCAGGAGAAUCAGUGGCUGCGGGACGAGCUGGCCAACACCCAGCAGAAGCUGCAGAAGAGCGAGCAGAACGUGGCCCAGCUGGAGGAGGAGAAGAAGCACCUGGAGUUCAUGAACCAGCUCAAGAAGUAUGAUGAGGACGUCUCCCCCACUCAGGAGGAGAAGGAUCGAGAAACACCGAAGGACUCGCUGGAUGACCUCUUCCCCAAUGACGAGGAGGAGCAAAGCCAAGGAAUGCCGCACCAACACAACAGUGCGGCCGUGGCCGCGGCCCAACAGGGAGGCUACGAGAUCCCGGCCCGCCUGAGAACCCUGCACAACCUGGUGAUCCAGUAUGCCUCCCAGGGCAGGUACGAGGUGGCUGUGCCCCUCUGCAAGCAGGCUUUGGAGGACUUGGAGAAAACUUCUGGACACGACCACCCCGACGUGGCCACCAUGCUCAACAUCCUGGCCUUGGUCUAUAGGGACCAGAACAAGUACAAAGAGGCCGCUCAUCUGCUCAACGAUGCUCUGUCCAUCCGUGAGAAGACCCUUGGCAGAGACCAUCCCGCUGUUGCUGCGACGCUGAACAACUUGGCCGUGCUGUAUGGAAAGCGAGGGAAGUACAAGGAGGCGGAGCCUCUGUGUAAGAGAGCUCUGGAGAUCAGAGAAAAGGUCCUGGGUAAGGAACACCCAGAUGUGGCCAAACAGCUGAACAACCUGGCUCUGCUUUGCCAGAACCAGGGCAAGUACGACGAGGUGGAGUACUACUACUGCCGUGCCCUGGAGAUCUACGAGUGCCGGCUGGGCCCAGAUGACGCCAACGUGGCCAAAACCAAGAAUAAUCUGGCGUCCUGCUUUCUCAAGCAGGGGAAAUACAAGGAGGCCGAGAUUCUGUACAAAGAGAUUCUGACUCGCGCUCACGAGAAAGAGUUUGGAUCCGUUGAUGCUGAAAACAAGCCCAUCUGGAUGCACGCAGAGGAGAGAGAGGAGAUGAGCAAGGGCAAGCACAGAGACAACACUCCCUACGGAGAGUACGGCGGCUGGUACAAAGCCUGCAAAGUCAACAGCCCGACAGUGAACACCACCCUGAGGAACCUGGGCGCCCUGUACCGCCGGCAGGGUAAACUGGAGGCUGCAGAGACCCUGGAGGAGUGCGCCGUGAGGUCUCGCAAGCAGAGCAACACAGGCGUCGACCCCAUCAACCAGACCCGCGUGGUGGAGAUCUUGAAGGAUACGGACGGCGACAGGCGGAGGAGCCGGGACAGCCUGAGCAGCGUUAAGUAUGAGAGCGGCACCGAGACCGGCGAGGAAGUGAGUAUGGGCGUGGAGUGGAACGGGGCCUAAGCCGUCGAGAUUAUUCCUCCAUCCUUCUCUCCUUCCCCGACCUGAUAGCAAAGAGGAGUUGUCGUUCCCUCUGGCCUCCUAUGUCCCAAGCAAAGCCAACAAGUCCUCUACCAUUCCCGGUGCCCCCCCCCCCUCUCAACUGUCACCUCUGUCCCCCUGCUCGCCUGACAACUGCUGGGACGUUUGGUCUUCUUAUCUCCGCUCCCCCCCCCCCCCCCCUCUCUCUCCUUUCUUCUUACUAACUCUUGUGUCGUGGCAGUGAUCGUUGCCUCUCACCUAAUAGAAAAAAAUCAAAUAAAAAGUCAUUGUCUUUUAGCCCACGAGGAAGCCACUCGCACAUUUCUCCUCUCUCCGAACGCCCAUUUGUAAUCUAUCAUUGGUGCACUGUCCAUUUUUUUCUUUGGCUAGAGAAGAGGACCAGGGAAGUAUGUUAUUGGGAGGAGGCAAAAGAUGAAAGCUGAAAGAGAUCAAUGUGACCCUUUCAAGGCAUCACACCCACACAGUCAGAUGACAGAGUGACAUUCACUCCAUCAGAACCAAACACUGUUUGGAAUUCACGGUACUGCGUAGUUUCACAUGCUUAGUUCGAAAUGAGAAGGGAGCAUUAGUUGUUUUUUAUCGAUACAUUUUCUUUCCUUUUUUUUAUCAUAUUGUUUACAUUUUUUUUGUCUUUUUUCUAAUGUAGAUUUAAUUAGUGGCUAAACAUGGCAGCAGACUGCCAGCGAAUGCAAUACUGUCGCCUCUGCUGGACGACCACAAGAGUCCACAUUUGACAGCAUAUUGGUCAGUUCACAUCAAGCCGUCGUUGCCAUGGUAACUUGUUUUCAAGUCGCUCUGACUGUGCGGCAGUGUCCUUGAUUGGAUAAUACGGUGGCACAGCAUGUACACGGUUAGCUUGCAUUUACAAAGGAAUCGGCAGCAUUGGCUGCACAGACCAGCCGCUGCAUUCAGCCCGGAUAACAGCAACCGGACGGGUUGCAUAGUAACAGCAGAUCUUAAAAUAAUCAACUGCGCAGAAUUUGCCUUUUUUCUUUGUUGGUGCCGGAGUAGAAGCUGGUGUUCUUAGUCAAUGGAAGCCUGGAUUCCAGUUGUUUUAGUGUGUAUUUGUGUAUGUUUUGGUGGUACCGUCAGUGCCCGAUAACGCUAUUGGAUACUGUAUUUUAAACUCAAAGCUUGAUGGAGUGUGUUGCCUUUUUUUUACAGUGCAAAUCCACAUUGUCACUAGUGAAUCUUUAUUUUACACUCGGAAAUUCAAAGUGUGAGUGUUUUCCCUCAAGAUCAAUACGUUUCAAUAUGUUAUAUUUCAGAUGUUUAACUAACUGAAUGUAAAAUGACUUUAACAUCUUUCAAGUGUAAUUGUAGGCUGUAUUUAUAGAUUUGAGUGCAUUCACUAUACGGCGUUUCAGUUUGCUACUUGCCUUGAUCCUUCAUUCCUUCCAAUGAGUACUCCUAUACUUCUGAUGCAACUCUGAACAAAAGAAUUGACAAUGUACAUCACAUAAUUAUGAAAAUAUUGUUGUUAGUGGAAUGCUUAUUUAUUGAACUGUUUAUUCUUGACAUACAUACAUAUAAAUAUAUAUAGUGUGUGACUUCACUUUCCUAAAGCGGAAGAACAUAAAUGGUCUAUAAGCACUAUCUUAGUAAGUAGGACUGCAUUAAAUUUACCAUCCUGCAUUGUGAAGAUUCAUUGCUUCAACACUUGUUGGUAUUCUCAAAUAAAGUUUUUCAUUUGUGGA
Molecule: messenger RNA, 3680 nt
Organism: Pungitius pungitius (ninespine stickleback)
Lineage: Eukaryota; Metazoa; Chordata; Actinopteri; Perciformes; Gasterosteidae
Gene: klc1b
Product: kinesin light chain 1b
Exons: 15
Coding region: 292-1944 (550 amino acids)
Biological process (GO): microtubule-based movement
Cellular component (GO): kinesin complex; cytoplasm
Molecular function (GO): kinesin binding
Source: RefSeq, a predicted model, not a curated record